AUUUUUAAAAAUAGUAUCAACAAUCACUGUAAGUGCAUAUAUCGCCAUUUUUUGAGGCACGCCGCAGAGAUUUAUUUGCAUACAAAUAAAAAAGCAGUCGAAAUGCUAAAAUGGAAUAUUGGACCCUGGCUGUGCAUAGCAACAAUGACGCUGCUCUGGCCAGCAUUAGUCAACGGCUAUGACAAAGAGAUGACUGUUUAUGUGGACGCCGGCAAAAAGGAAUGUCUCUAUCACACCGUCAAGGUUGGCGAAAUCAUUGACUUUGAAUAUCAGGUCAUCGAUGGUGGCCAUGGUGAUCUCGACAUCAGUUUUGCCCUCCUCGAUCCCAUUGGCUUAGUUAUUGUCAGCGAUUACAAAAAGCCCGAGAAUAUGCAUCAGCAUGAGGUGCAGAAGGAUGGCGACUAUCGUUUCUGUUUCGAUAACAGUUUUAGCAUGUUUAAUCGUAAAACCGUCUUCUUCGAACUGAUCGUGGAACGCGAAGGCGACGCCAAUCAUGGCGACGAACAGUGGAAGACUGAAGUGGACGAGCUAACGGGCCUUUCGCGUGACGAAUACUAUGACAUGAAGGUGCAGGACAUUAUGGACUUCAUUGGACGCAUUCGCAUGCAACUGACAAAAGCGCGACAACUGCAGGAUUUGUUGCGUUCGCAUGAGGCAAGAGAUCGCAAUCAGGCCGAGGCCAAUUUCCAGGUGGUCAACAACUGGUCCAUGCUCCAGAUGAGCGCCAUGAUUGGCGUCGGACUCAUCCAAGUGUUUAUGCUGCGCAGCAUCUUCGAGACACACGGACGCAUGCAUCAUUUCUGGCGUAAAUUGGGCAUUUGAUGAGACUCCACAUCAUCUUGAUCAUCAUCAUCAUCAUCUUCAUCUCAUCAUCAUUGUAGCAUUUACCAAAGAUGUUGUUUGCAGUGCAAAUUGUUACAAAAUAUUAUCACAAGGCCUCCUUAUCAAGUGUCAACAAUA
Molecule: messenger RNA, 960 nt
Organism: Drosophila nasuta
Lineage: Eukaryota; Metazoa; Arthropoda; Insecta; Diptera; Drosophilidae
Gene: opm
Product: transmembrane emp24 domain-containing protein opossum
Exons: 2
Coding region: 103-822 (239 amino acids)
Source: RefSeq, a predicted model, not a curated record